Messenger RNA from Huiozyma naganishii CBS 8797, 279 nucleotides. RefSeq names its product Fmp16p (gene FMP16). Lineage: Eukaryota; Fungi; Ascomycota; Saccharomycetes; Saccharomycetales; Saccharomycetaceae. The record is from RefSeq and is a predicted model, not a curated record. The transcript has a single exon. Bases 1 to 279 code for a protein of 92 amino acids.
AUGUUGAGACAAGUUACUAGACCAGUGGGACCACUACUGACAAGAAGAGCGUUCAGCAGCUCGUUCGCUCCCAGAAAUCACCACGACAAGCUGAAGUCAGACCAGUCCACGGAGGAGAAGAAGGAGCAGAAGCUGUUUGACAAGAACAAGGCCCGGCUGGAGAAACUGGAAACGGGGAAAGGUCCGCGUGGAUUCAAGAGACCCUCCGAGAAGGCGCUGCAAGAGAAAGGUGAAAACGCCAGAAUCGAACAGAACAGGCCGGACGAUGGUGUCUACUGA